Neltuma alba is the source of this 1194-nucleotide messenger RNA. Its product is annotated as UPF0481 protein At3g47200-like. The record is from RefSeq and is a predicted model, not a curated record. The transcript is spliced from 2 exons. Lineage: Eukaryota; Viridiplantae; Streptophyta; Magnoliopsida; Fabales; Fabaceae. The coding region runs from base 1 to 1194 and encodes 397 amino acids.
AUGGAAGCUAAGGUGAUAAAUGAUGUUAAAGCAAUGAUACAAGAUACUAAUGAAGAUGAGAUCCUAUCAUCAUCACGAAAAUGUUGUAUCUACAGGGUGCCCCUUACCAUGCGUGACCCAAAUAAUGAAGAUGCUUAUUAUUAUACCCCAAAGGUUGUUUCCAUUGGUCCCUUUCAUUACGGCAACGAGAAGCUAAGAGGCAUGGAGAAGAACAAACGAAUGUUCUUCAAAAGGUUCGUGGACCAAUCUGAGACAGGCAAAGAUUUAGUCAGGUUUGUCAUGCGCUGGGAGUCACUGGUUCGGGCGUCUUACUCUGAUGAGAUCAAUCUGGACGUGACGGAAUUUGUGACGUUGAUAUUAGCGGAUGCUGCUUUCAUCAUUGAACUCUUCAUGAUUGAGAAUGUCAUCAGAGAUAAGAAGGCUCGCCAAGAUGAUAAAAGAAAAGCACGAGCGUUGUUGGAGCAUUGGUGGCUGGAAGCUGCUACUAAGCAUUUGAUUUUACUUGAGAAUCAACUUCCGUUCUUUAUUAUUGAAGGGCUAUACAAGGCAGUUUUUCCCUCUGCCCCAUCAGAAAGAAAUAGCAACAAUAUGAUCCCUUUAUUUCGCGAGAUCACAUUUGCCUUCUUUUGGUCAAAGAAGUUCCACGUGGAACUGACUUUGGUAAGUGCCACCGAGUUGCAAGCAGCAGGAGUAAAGUUGAAGGCAAAAAAAGGCAAGAGCUUACUUGAAUUGAACUUUUCAAGGCCUUGUUUUGAGAUCCCAGAGAUUUUCUCGGAAGACAGAACUGAGAUUUUCUUUCGUAAUAUGAUAGCUUUAGAGCAAUGCCAUUAUCCGUUCAAAUCUUACAUUACGGAGUAUGCUUUUAUAUUGGCUUGCCUAAUCAAUGAGCAUCAAGAUGUGGAUCUAAUCACUUAUAAGAAAAUCAUUCACAACUUUCUAGGCAAUGCCAAUGAUGUUGCUAAUUUAUUUAAUGGUCUCCGUGAAAAUAUCAUGGGGGAGCACAUAAUAAGUACCCAUUACCAUGAGAUUUGCCAACGGUUGAAUCGCUACUGCAAAUGUGCUUGGAACAAGAGGUGCGCACAUUUGAAACGUGAUUAUUGCAAGACGCCUUGGCAUGCUAUGGCUUCUGCUGCUGCUAUUGUGGUCAUACUUCUCAACCUUAUUCAAACCAUAUUGGCUUUCCUCCAAAUUUGA